Messenger RNA from Paramecium pentaurelia, 5739 nucleotides. The record is from the annotation of a GenBank genome assembly. NCBI's taxonomy places the organism in Eukaryota, Ciliophora, Oligohymenophorea, Peniculida, Parameciidae.
AUGAGGAAAAAUUAUAUUAGAUUACAAUCCGAUUCAGAGUUUAAAUAAGAAGAAACCAAAACUUUUGAUGAAGUUAAAUACACUAUCUUUAAAACUUAUUUUGCCUUAUUAGAAUCAAAAACAUUAUCAUAAAGUAAGGGUAUACUAAUGAUAUUGAUUUUGAAUUUACAAUUAAUAUUCAUGACUGCUAAUGAUAAGAAUACUGAUUUAUAAAGUGGAUUUAUUUCAAGUAUUUUAAUUUAAUUAAUUAGGUUUUUUACCAAUCAGUAAUUAUUUUUUACUUUAUCCUGUAUUAUUAUCAUCAGAUUCAAUUUUAUUUAAUAUGCUAUUUUUGGUAAUUGCUCUUUUAGUUUUAAUAUUUUUAAUAACAUCAAUUCUUUAUUUUGCAUCUACAAGUAAUUAUGAUAAUCCAUUGGUAAAAUAAUUAAGAUCAACUUGGGGAUUUAUUUCAGAAUUGACUGAUAAAAUUUUAGUUGUUCCAGUAUUUGGUUUGACAGUUGGUAAUAUAGCUUGUAAUUUUGAAAAUAAUUAAACAGAAUGUUAUAGUGGUGUACAUAUAGGAUUAAUAAUUAUGUCUAUUUUAUGUUCUUUAAUGUUGCUUUUAUUAGAAAUAUUGUAUUCAUAUUUAUUCUUUAAUUUUACUUUCAAAAUUAAGGAUUCUGUAUCUAGAAAUCCAUGUAUAUUAAAUAUUCAUAAUAAUAGCUGGGAUGCCAAUCUUUUUUUUUAUUUAUAGACUUGGAAUCACUAUAUUUUAAUCAUUAUUCGAUUUAGAAGUUUAAUAAACAUAUACAAUAUUAGUAUUAUUACAUUUGAUAUUUGGACUAAUUUUACUUUAUGAUUCAUUAAAUAAUUUUCCAUAUCAUAAUAAAAAUGUAUCUAAAACAUAAGGUAUCUUUGCUUCUGCAUAUUUGUGGAUCAAUGCUACUUUUAUAGUUUUACAACUUACUUCAAUUGAAAUGCUUCAUGAAAAUGUAUUAGUAAUAGUUGGUUUAGGAAUGGCCUUUUUUUUAAAAUUAUUUCUUAAUAUUAGAAAUUAUUUUGUAAAAGUGUUAAUGAAUAGUGAAUUAGAUGAAAUUUAGAGUGCUGUGUUAUUAGAUCUAAAAAUUAGAAAUUAUAAUAUAUUAUCUAAAUCUGACAAUGAAGAAAAGAAAAAUGAAUUACUUUUAGCAUCUUUAUUAAAAAUACAUUCUGAUAAAUGUAAAAAUAGUACUUGUCCAUGUAAAAAAAGAAGCACACUUAUUGAUCCUAAAAAGAAAAUAAUUUAAAGUGAAAUGAAAGCUGCUUCAAUAACAGAUACAAAAAUGUUAAAAUAGUAAAAGAAUGAUUAAAAUACUUAAUUACAUAAAGAUUUAGUAUUUGUCAAACAUUUUAUAGCUAGAAUGGCUAAAGAUGGAUUAAAUAAAUUUAAGGAUUCAAAAUUAUUAUAUCUUGAUUAUAUGUAUUAUAGAUUUGAAGCACUUAGAAUGUAUUCUUCAAUAUAUUUUGAAAUUGGUAAAUUUGAAUCUAAAUAUCAUAAUGAUAUGAGUUUAUCAAUUGAAUUUUGUUUAUAUAGAUUAAGAGCAAGAAUGAAGAAGCAUUUAAUGAAUAGAAAUUAAAAAAGUGAAAUAUCACGUAGAUUAUAAUUAGAAAAUGUAAAAGCUUUUGAUGAAGGUAUUAUAAGAUAAAAGGAAACUAUUAUGGAAGCAAAUAAACAUUUAAAUGAUCUUUGGGAAUCAUUAUGUGAAGAAAAACCAGAUUUGAGUAAAUUAUUAGAUAUUGGUAAUAAUGCUAUUAGAACUAUGUAAUUAACAAAUGAUUAGUAUGAAUUUUUACUACAACUUAAUAAUUAAUCUUAAGAUCUAAAGAAUUUAAUGACUAUUUAUUCUAAUUAUUUAGCAUAUGAUGAUUUAUUAGCUAAGAAGAUUGAAAAAGAUAUUGAUUAAGCUAAAGAUAUGGAAAAUGAUAAUUCAUUUUAAUAAGAUUUUAAUAUUUUGAUAAAAAAAUAUUAGAUAUUUGAUAAGUAAAGUUGUGUGUUAUCAAUAUCUUCUUAAUUAGAAUCAUUAGGAUAAAUUACUUGGUGUAGUAGAAAUGUAUUUAAUGUAUUUGGUUAUGAUGAAACUGAUCUUAAAUCUAUGAAUAUUAAUUAGAUGAUGCCUGAACCAUUAGGUAAUUGUCAUAGUAAAAUUCUUAAAAAUUAUUAUGAAAAUGCAAGAGAAUUAUUGACUACUAAGAUGACUCAUAUAUGGGCUAUUGAUAGAGCUAAGAUUUUAUUUUCAGCCAAUAUUUUUAUUAAGAUUUUACCAUCUUUAUAAUCAUAUGAUAUAGUAGGGUUUAUACAUAAACUCAAUUAAGAUGAUUACAUUAUUGCAGAUGUAGAUGGAAUGAUUUAUGGAGCUGGAAGAAAAGUAUGUUAAGCUUUAGGAUUACCACCUGAAAAGAUUUUAGAAACUAAGGUUAAUAUUUAAUUGAUUGCUCCUGGAUUUUACUCAGUAUUUUCUGAUUACUUUUUAGAUUUUGAUAUUACAGCAAACAAAUAAAAUGAUGGCAAAGGUAAAUUAUCAUAUGAUGAAUAUAAUUCAGCUAAUAAAUAAUUAGAAACUAAGGAUAUGAAAUAAGUUAUAUUUAUUCAAAAAGAAUUUGAAAAAAGAAUAUAAAGUUUUGUUGAAUAUAGAACUAGACUAUUUAAAAAGUUUAAUAUAGAUCUUUUAACUAAGGAAUAAUUAUCAUAAGAAUUUGGAUAAUCAGGAAAUGAUUAGAAGAAUAUUAAACUUAUUAAAUAAUGUGCUGAAUUCAAAAAGGAAUAUGCUGCAUUAUUUUAUAAAUAGAAUAAGAAAAUACUUAUUGAUUCUUUAAUUAAAAUGAUUAAAAUUAAAGUUUAAAUUAAAAAUUUUACAUAUUGGAAUGGUAGUAAAUUAUAAAGAUUAAAAAUUAUCAAAGUUAAUACAUAUGAAUUUAAAACUACUGAAUAUAUUAAAGUUAAUAGAAAGAAAAUUAAAGAAUAAGGAGAAAAAGUAUCUUAAGUUUAUAAGAAUUUUCAAGAUGCAUAUAAUACUUUCAAAUAAAAGAAAAUGAAAUAAAAAAUGUAAGAGGAAUAGGAUAAUGCUGAAGAAAUUGAAGCAGGAAGAGCUGAUGGAGGAGAAGACAAUUAAGAAGGUCAAUAAGCAAAAGGGUUUUUAAAUAUGUUUAAAAAAGCUAAUAAAAAUAAUAGAUCUUCUUUAUUAUAAUUAAAUGUUAAAAGAUUAGGUGGUAAAGGAAAAUAAGUAGAAGAUUAAGAAUAAUUGAAAUAAGGUAUAUUAAUGACUCUCUUCAAACCAGUUUCAAAGAAAAAUAAGUUUAAGAGAGUAUCAAAAUAAUAAGGUAGUAUGGCAUAAGUUUAAUAUGAAUCAAAAUAAUUUAAAGAUGAAGAUGAUGAAGAGAAUGAAAAAAAGAAAAUAGAAGCAACCCCAGAAUAAUUAGAAGCUAUGAGAGCUUGUCCAGCUGUAAAUUUACUUUAAAUUGCUCUUAUCAAAGCUAAUAUCUUAGGUUAAACAGAUAUGAGUGCAUUUUUGGAAAAGAAAAAAAAAUUAUAACCAGUUGAUCCUUUAGCUAUUAAAUUUAGAAGAAUAAGAGAAUUUGUAGCUACUGAAAAAUUUAAGACAUUUGUAUAAGAAGAAAAGAAAAGAGCUGAAAUGAGUAACGAUACUCAUUCCACUAAUACUGAUUAAUAUGAUUAAGAAGAUAGAUCAUAAUCAUUUGAUGAAGAUUAAUAAGAAGAAAGAGGAUUAUUAUAGAAUAUACUAAAUAAUCAAGGAGCUAAUGAAGAAGAGAAAGCAGCUAUGCAAUCUGUUAGUAGUUCAAGUAAUUAUUAUUUAUAUAUUAGCCUAAUCAUUAUAAGCUCAUAAUGCAUAAAGAAUGUUGAGAGAAUAGUUAAAGAAUAUGUAAGCACCUACAAUUUUAAUAGUUGCUCAUUAUACUAUGGUAGUAUUAAGUUUGUUAUUAUUUUCUUUAAUAAUUUCAUAAUAUAUAUUAGCAAAUAAUGAUUUUAAUGGUAUUAAAGAUGAAUUGUAUAUGUUUGAAAGAAUGAGUAAUUAUUCUGAUAAUUUAAUUGAAAUUUUGGAUGGUUAUUUUACACUUUAAAUGAUAAAUGAAGGACCUUUAAAAAAUACAUCUGUUUAUGGACCUGAAUGGGUUGGAUAAUUUAGAAAAAUGAUAUUAUAAAAUUAAAUUGACACUGUCUAAUUCUUUUUAGAAGAUUAUAGUAAUGCUGGUACUUAAUCUAAAAGUGGUAAUGAUUUAAGAUAGUAUCUUUUUAUUUAAAUGAAUGCUAAUAUGCUUGUAAACAAUUAACCAACAGAAUUCUUAUUUAAUUAUGAAAAUUAUGUUAGAUUAAUUUUGAAUGCUGCUAAUGCUACUAAAGAUUUAAAUUUAUCAUCUUUUACUUUAAAUAGCAGAUAAGAUUAUUUCUAUUUUAUUUAUAAUAAUUUAAAUGAAUUUGAUAAUAUCACAGAUUAUAAUUAUAAUUUAAUCACUAAAAUGUUGAUAAGAAGUAAGGAUAUGUUGAUAGAAAGAUUUUAUUAUUUUUGGUUUAGUUGCUUUGGUAUAUUGCUAUUAUUAUAUAUUCUUAUUUAUCCAAUUAUUCUCAAAACUAAAUUAAAGAUCUAAGAAACUUUGAGAAUUUUCACUAAAAUAUCUUUAGCAGAUGUUGAAUAUUAUUCUAAUCAUUAUAAAAUGAUCUUUUAUAAUAUGAGAUAAAUUACAGAUACACCUUAAGUUUUAAAGAAAAUAGAAGAGGAAGUAACAAAAGGAACAGAAGAAAAAAAGAAAAAAGAUAAAGAAAAUAAUGCUAAAAAUUUAGCAAGAUCAAGAAGUCAUAAAGGAAUUUAAAUAAAUAAAAUAGUAUUUUUUGCAGUAAUGACAUUUUGGUUAAUAAUCUUUUCAGGUUUAAUUUUUGUUAAAGAUUAUUUUAUUAUUUUAUUUAGUAGUGAAUUAGAAGAAUUAUUCUCUUCUUAAGAAUAAUAACAUAGAUUAAAAUAUAAUUCUGAAAGAGACUUUGUUUAUUUUAAGAAUCUCUAUUACUAAUAAUAUAUUUCUUAAUUAAAUACAACAUAAUUAAAUGAAGUCUUAACAGAAAUAGAUAAUGAAAAUAUAUAUGGCAUAUUCUAAACUAUGUAUCAUUAAUUAGAAGAAUAUUCUACUGAAUUUGCUGAUCUAGUUGAUUUUUAUAGUACAAAUAAUACUUGUGAAUCUAUUACUCCCUUAAUAAAUGGAUUUACUAAUGCAAGUCAAGCAUUAUGUGAAUCUAUUCUAGAUGGUAUAUUAACUGAAGGUUUAUUGAAUUUCUAUUAAAAAUUAUAAUUGGAAAUGUAAAAUGGAUUGAAUUAAUUACUAACCUAAAAUAAAAAUUACACUGAACUAAAUAGUUAUAUAUCUUAAUAAAUGUUUUAAGAUUUUUAAUUAGGAUUAUUGUAUGCUAAAUGGGCUAAUCAAUUUAUGUCUAAUUUAGCAAGAAGUGCACUAUAUACUGGAAUUGAUAAUGUAAAAAUUCAAUUAAUAUUAUAUUAGGAAGUAAUAUUCAACUCUUAUUUUGUUAUUGUAAUCAACAUUUUGAUUGUAUUAUUCUUAUUCGUUAUUUGGGGAAGUGAGUAUUCUAAUUUAAAAAGAAACUCAAGAUGGGUUAAUGGAUUUAUAUUAUUGAUUCCUUCUUAAUUAAGAUCAGAGAAUAAACAUAUCAAUAGUUUCUUAAAAAAUUAAUUGAAAAUUCAAGGAUUAAUGUAUUUGUGA